CGAUGCUCUGGUUCGCUUGGUUCUCAUACCCCUCGAAGCGUCAGCUCAGAGAGAUUUCUCUUUGGCCCAAGGUUCAAAAUGGCGCAGUUGAGUUAUGUACGUGUCGUGGUGGAGAAAAAUGAUAGUGAGGAACGGACUGAGUUGCCGCUAACUCCUAAUGCCGAGAUUCUCAAAGUGAAUCCGGCUUUGCAUUCGUCUUCGGAGCACCGUAAGACAGUGACCAAGAAAAGGAAGAUGCAGCCAUUGCUCGAUGGUUACGGUAAACCCAAAGUGGAAGUGCGUGGCGCGCCGUCGCCGACUAGUUUGUUACCGGUGGGGAAGGCUGAUGAUGAGAAAGAUAGGGAUAGAAACCGAGAGAAGGGCAGUUGUAACACUAUCAAAAACUGUUCUGAACUUGAUGUGAGUCCGAAAUAUACACUGCCUACUCCUGCUCCUCGUCCCCUUCCCCCUGUUUACUCAUCGCUCUACCUUCACUCAAAAUCGAAUAAAUCUUCCAAGGAAAAGUACAACAACAGUAAAGAGAAGGAGAAGAAACACCGGGCCAAGAAAGAAAACGGCGACGUCAAGUUACUCCAGAAAGGUAUCAUUGAAAAAAGAAAACUUAGUACAGAAGAAUUCCAAUUUAAAAAGAUAAAAAAGAAAAAGAAAAAGAAACACAAGGAAACUGACAAACGGAAGCAGCCCAAAAUGUGCAGCAAAUCUAUUCAAACAAUUUGUUCAGGGCUCAUAUCAGAAAUGAAAGAGCAGAAGGAAACUUCAUUCGAAGAUGCGAAUAGGAUAGCCAUUUUGUACCAACAAGAUGGACUGUCUGGAUGUGUACCCUUGGAAAGCAGUCAACCUUCCCCUAAUUUGUGCAAGAAUUCUGGUGAUGAAAACAAGAAUUCAAGACUAGACUUGUUGGAAUUUAAAAAGUUUAUUCAUAUUGAAGACCAGCCUAAUGGAGGAGCUUCAGUGGUGCAUGCCUACAUGGAUGAGCUUUCUUCCCUAUCUCUUGCGGAGAUGGAUAAAUUUUCAGAGGAGUUUGUGAAUCUAACAUUCAGUGAAAAUAAUAACUCUGCAGCCUAUUACGUUAUGGGUAUUGUUCAUGGAGCUGCUGCAUACUUACCAGAUUUUCUUGAGUAUUUUGCUUAUAGCUUUCCAAGUGCACCAGUGAAGAUGGAAAUCUUAGGGAAAAAGGAUAUAGAGACAACUACCAUGUCAAACUUCAAUGCUCAGGUGAGGCGAACAUAUUCACAUGGUACAUACAGGGCUGGUCCAAUGCGACAAAUCAGCUUGGUAGGAGCUGUAGAUGAAGAAGUUGGGGACUACUUUCCAGAGUUCCUUGACAGAUUGGAAGAAUCUCCUUUUUUAAAGCGUACAUUGCCAUGGGGAUCACUUUCUAGUCUCAAACUGAAGUGCCGUAAAGAAAGCGAUGACGGCCCCAUUAUGUGGGUUCGUCCAGGAGAGCAGGUGAUCCCUAUAGCAGACAUGCCAAAAUCACCUUUUAAACGAAGACGAACUACCAAUGAAAUAAAAAAUUUACAGUAUCUACCUCGUGCAAGUGAGCCACGCGAAAUGCUGUUUGAGGAUAGGACUCGAGCCCAUGCGGAUCAUAUUGGACAGGGAUUUGAACGUCAGACUACAGCAGCUGUUGGAGUGUUGAAAGCUGUACAGUGUGGGGAUUGGUUUGAUCAACCCCGUAUAACCAAAGAUGUGAUUUGUUUUCAUUCAGAAGACUUCCUAGAGGUGGUGCAGAGGCUCCAGUUAGAUCUGCAUGAACCACCAUUAUCUCAGUGUGUUCAAUGGGUAGAUGAUGCAAAACUCAACCAGAUACGAAGAGAAGGUAUUCGCUAUGCGAGAAUUCAGCUAUAUGACAAUGACGUAUAUUUCAUUCCCCGGAAUGUUGUACACCAGUUCAAGACUGUCUCUGCAGUUUGCAGCUUGGCAUGGCAUGUCCGGUUGAGACAAUAUCAUCCAGAUGCAGGAGAACCAUGUGCUCAAGAAUGUGCUUUUGAAGGUCCAGAAAUGCCACCAGACACCAAGUGCCCUAUUAUCAAAUUGGAGACUGAUGACAAAAAACAGAGGGAUGAUAUCACCUCUGAAGAUGCAAGACAUCAAGAAGUAAAAAUAGAACUUAAUAUCACAGAACUCCCAAAAAUGGAGCCUGAAAGCACUGAAUCACAGUUUGUAAUAGAGUCAAAAGAUCUAGUGUGUUCAAACACCCAAACUGAACGUGGAGAUGAACAACAGCUACCUUCAGUAAAGCCAGAUUUGCAUGAGUAGCAACAGAACUUUUCUUACUGACAUCUGUGUAUAUUCUUUGGAGCUUUUAUUUUUUUUAAAUGUAUCUGAACAAUGGUGUGAUGUACAAUAUAUGUUCUUGCUUAUGUAAGUUCUAUGGGGCAAGCUUGUUACUGUUCUUAAGACUGUUACAUGGUAGGACAGAAAAGUACAUGUAGCUUUGUAACAUUCCUCAGUGCCUGUCCAUAACUGUGAAACUUAACAGCACUUAAGGGGCAGGUGCACUGUCAUACCACAGGUUAAAUGGGAAAAAUAAAAGGUUUUAAAAAUUACUUUUUUGUUUUUAGAUAAGUCAUGGGAAUAGAAGCAGAGUUGACCUCGGCAUAUACUUUUUUGUAAGCUGAGCCAAAUUUGUUUCCAAAUUCAAGCUUAUCCAUAGAGCUUAUGUCAACCUAGUUGCAAGUUUGAAUACUGGUAUUUGUGUCAACACAGUGUAAAUACAUUUUUAUUAUAAUUAUGUAGUUCAAUUUCAGACUAAAAUCUGAACCACUUAAUAAAGGUUCAGUGUACUUUAAUGUUUUUAUAUAUGUAAGUACCAAACGUAGUAGCCUUCGGCUAUUUUACAGUACAUUAUUUUAUUUCACCUAACGUAGAUGUGACAAAAUUUGUGUAACUGUGCAGACAAAUCAGAAUUUUCUCUCUUCUUUCUCUCCCAGGGGGAGGGGAGAAGGGAAAUGAGUGCAGAUGAUCAUAUUCUAGAUUUUAAAAUAAAGGUAUUCAUUAUGUGA
This is a messenger RNA of Hemiscyllium ocellatum (epaulette shark), 3008 nucleotides long. Its product is annotated as lysine-specific demethylase RSBN1L-like. The record is from RefSeq and is a predicted model, not a curated record. The transcript is spliced from 7 exons. Gene Ontology annotation, cellular component: nucleus. Bases 79 to 2262 code for a protein of 727 amino acids. NCBI's taxonomy places the organism in Eukaryota, Metazoa, Chordata, Chondrichthyes, Orectolobiformes, Hemiscylliidae.